Molecule: messenger RNA, 1262 nt
Organism: Haliotis rufescens (red abalone)
Lineage: Eukaryota; Metazoa; Mollusca; Gastropoda; Lepetellida; Haliotidae
Product: probable G-protein coupled receptor B0563.6
Exons: 1
Coding region: 11-1183 (390 amino acids)
Biological process (GO): G protein-coupled receptor signaling pathway
Cellular component (GO): plasma membrane
Molecular function (GO): G protein-coupled receptor activity
Source: RefSeq, a predicted model, not a curated record
CCCAAUUUUCAUGGAAAACCUGGAAAACGCCACCAUCAAGAUGUCAACUUUCCUAAAUCACAUACCCGACAAACUUCAACUUAGCAAUUUCACAACGACUACGCAGAAGUCAAUACAUCCAGCCGGCUACUUUGUCAUCCCUGCUGAAGACAUGGUCAACUUCCGGAUUGCAAUGUACACGACCAUCAUGCCUGUAACAGCUCUCAUUGGAAUUGUGGGAAACGUCAUCAGUUUUGUGGUCUUAUUACGUCACAAGAUGCGGGACACAACCAAGAUGGUUCUCAUCUCCAUAACUGUCUGUGACUUUCUACACCUUAUUGCGAUGAUACUCUUCUGUCUGAUCGGAGUCACCAUCGCUUUAGACUAUAAACCCGGACUUUAUAUCUCCCGAAAAGCAUUUCCAUAUUUCGGUUCCUACUUAAGAUCGGCAUUUGGUCGAAUAUCCAAUCUUUUAAUCGUUGUAAUAUCACUAGAGAGGUUAUGUGCUGUCCUUUUCCCUUUGAAAAUCAAAUCACUUUGGUCAAGGAAGACAAUGGGACUUUCAAUAUUCAUCUGCAGUCUUCUGGUUGCAGCCAUAUUGGUUCCCUAUGCCCUGGAGUUCGUGCCUACUGAUUUCCCUAUACCCAAUUCGACACAAAUGACCACAGUUCUCAAAAUGUCGGAGUUCGGAAAGAACCGUGACUUUUAUGCAACUCUGUAUAUCGUCAGAUUGUUCCUCCUUCGCUUCAUCCCCAUCGCUGUUGUCAUCAUCUGCAACAUCACCAUCAGUGUCAGCCUGUACCGCUCCAAGUCUGCGCGCUCCCAGAUGACGGGUCAGAAUCGUGACGAGACGCCUGCAGAACAGCGCAUCACUCAGACAUUGUUUGGUCUGGCUCUUCUGUUUUUCUUCUGCAUGACACCUGGUGCCCUCAAUAUCCUAAGCCAGCUAUUUGACUACGAAUACAACUUCCCCAAAACUCGGAACAACGUCUACAACCUGGUCGGGAUACUUGCAGCUUGGCUUGAAAUUGUCAACUCCUCCGCUAAUUUUAUCAUCUACAUUAUAUCUAGCAGACAAAUGCGCAUGGAGUUCAAACGUAUCAUCAUGUACCGCAAGGGGACAUUUUCAGACCAGAAGUACAUCACAGACACGUCCGCAAGUGAAAUGAGACUAUCCACGAUGUCGGUCUCAGCAGUAUCAUAGGGAAUGUGGCUAAAUGGGAUUUAGGCGAGUAAAUCAAUUUAUUUAGCAUAUGUGUUCACUAAUAAACAGUUUGAUAGAA